AUGGAUUACCGGUCUGCUGGCACCAGGUGCGAGGAUGAUUCCCUGGAGAACGAGAAAGGAAUCGGUGCGGUAAGGGCUGCAUCAUCCUUCUAUCUGUUUCCCAUCGAUCAUCGUCUGAACCGUAGCUUUCACGCUACAUCAGCACCGAAACAUCGUGACCCAACGCUUCUUUUUGCGCGAUUCGAAUAUUCGCUUCCUUAUUAUCCCUCUGUGACCGCUUUUCCUUUUGCCGGCUGUUACUUACGAAUGCUACAUCAUUCACAUCGUGAAUCGCUUCUCGAUCAAUCUUCCGUAGAAUUUAGGUUCUUCCCUCUUGCUGCAGUGAUAUUUCGGUGAUACGAAGAACACUGGUGUCAUUUGUGACGACACAUUGCGAGAUCCAUGCGCAUGCCAAAACAAUAUGACAAAUGGCAAGUAACCGCUCAGUCGAUGCGGAGUCGGUUUGUAAAGAAUUUUCACGUGAACGACAUCACGUGUCGACAUUUCUUACACGGACAAAACGACCCUUAAUUUAACGACGAUGUAGUCACUUGACCGAGUGUAACACUCGUUUAAUUAAUUACAUAAGAAAUUUCCUUACGAUCGUCGAGUGUAUUUGAUUCGAGCUUUCUCGAUGCGCGGAAAAAAUUGAACGUCGACGUCAUAUGCUUAUUUCCCUACAAUUAGGAGAAAUUUAGACUCUGCGACUCAAUGUAGAACAAUAAUAAUACGAAAUGUGAAGAGAAGUUCGUUUGAUUUUCGGGACGCAGUUGCUCUAUUUCUGGAGUUUAAAUCGGGUUACCUCGUGUUUUCGAACUUUUAGUUUCUCUGCGACAUUACCUGGCGCAGUGUGAUCAUCAAUAUAUCGUAGCAUCGCUGUACAUACAUUAGUUCAUUAAUUUUUUAACGUUUCACGCACUUGUCUGUCGUGAUUUAUUUCUUUAUUGCUGGUGUGUUUAGUUAUCAAAUUGUGAAUCAUUAUUUUUAGAAAGGAAGUACGCAUCACGCGUAUUUACGUAGUUAUCAAAUUGUGAAUCACUUUUAAAAAAGGAAAUACAUCACGCGUUUUAUAUCUGAUUGCAAUUUUAUAUUGAUUACAGUUACAAAUUUUAUCAAAAUGUAUACUUAUAGGAAAGUAGAAAGUAUUGUACAAUUCGAGAUUGAACGUGUGAUUGACAAAUGCAUAUUCAAUUUGAAAAUGAGAAUGGCAACUUGCUUGACGUAAAUUGAAGUAUUCUGCAAGUAAGGAAUUUCGUUCUUACAAAUCCUGAUAUAUAUAUGUCGUAUUUGUGUUUCCAUUAUUUUUUUGUUAAUAAAAAGAAUUGAUAAUACAAAACAUUGCGAUACCAAGGGGACAGAGAUCUUAUCUUAAGAGAAUGUAUGUUUUAUAAAUAAAAGAGAAAUGUAAAAUUGAAACUUCCUUGUUUAUUCAUUUUUAAAAUUUUAUAUGCAUUUUAGUGUACGAUUAAUGUAUCGCCAGUACAGGUGUUUAAACGAAUGAAAAUUAUUCCGAAGCAAUCGUUCGAUGCAAGCGAACUUACCUUCCACCAGAAUAUCUGAAACGAAAAUAUUGGGAUUUUCAACUAGAAGAUUAUUUCACAAAGUGAAAAUUACUAUCGAUUAACGUUGACCAAUCUUUCGUAUUGUAUAUCCUACUUACUUAAAAUAGAAAUUCUAACUAUCAAUCCAUCCUUCACUUUUGCUGUUCACAUAUUUCUUUGUACCUUUGUUACAUUUAUCACGUUUGUUACGUAACGUAAUGUAUGCAACAGCGAAAGAUAAUAAUCAUUGGAAAGCCAAGUCGUCACUUGACCUCGGGCCUGAAGAUGAAUUCGUAAUCGUGCGUAUUUUGCAUUAUCUAAUAUCGUAACGUAGUAAGUAAGUAGCUAUUUUCUCGCGAGGCUGUAACAAGCAAAAAUAACGUGGUGUAAACAGCUGCGUAAAAAGGCGUCCGUUUUAUCGAUCUCUAAACCUCUCCCGGAGAGAGAAAGUAGCUAAAGAGUAUCUAUAGACGCGUUGCCGAAAGAUUCUCCAGAUUCUUGACGUUCUUACUCUCGAGUACUUUUCUCUGCUGAUGUUUCAGAACGAGCAUAAGGGCGCGUCGAAGCGUGGCAGCUCGCACACGCGUGGCACGGCAAUGUCCUUCGGUUUUCGACGAAGACCAGGCUCCGGGAUACCGAUGCCGAUAACCAACUAUACCACCGAGUCGAGCCUCCUCCAUCCACGAUCGAAAUCGGCCGGUCCAGAACAGAAUCGCAGACGGAUGGACGAUGAGACCAGCAACAUCAUCCACAAUUCGUCGUCCGGCCGAUCGACACCGCGGCUCGCGCCACCGAAGAAAGAAUCCAGUGGAAUCGCCGUUCGAACGAAUCGAUUUGGAUACCGGCAGUCCCAGCCGAAGUUCACGAACAAAGUCAGCGACAUUUGCAGCAGUCACAGCGUGAGCCAUUACAAUCAGGAGAAACUGCAACAAUGCCAGCAGCAAGAGGCUUUCGUCAAGCAGCAGUCGCACAGGGUGGCGCAGGUUCCGAGCGUGGCGCAACCGAUAAAAGUGAAAUCGUCGCCGGUACACAAUACCGUUUCGUACAAUAAUGCCAAUGCCACGCAUAUGGAUGCGAACCGCAGGGUAUCAGGCAUUCCAGAGCCAAUCGGCAGGUAUACUCUGCACGCGAGUCACCUGCCUCUACCUCAGUACGCCGUAAGAAUGACCGAUGCGAACUCGAAGAUCGCGAAAACCGCGGCGAAUCAAAGCAGAAAAGUGUCCGCGGCGUCAAAGAGCUCGACCAGCUCGAAGGAGGGCUCGAGCACCGAGGAUUCCGGUAUCGGAAGUCAGCAAGGUUGCGUCGGUGAUAGCGAUUUGAGGGGCGUGGAUUAUACGGAUGGAUCGUUAACGAGAAGGCGCGGCAUAGGUAGACCGAGGAACUUGAGGAUGGUCGUAAACGGGAAAAGUUUCGACGUGAGGGAUGUUAGAGACGACGACAGUACGGUUACCGAGAUAUCUGUUACACCUUUGCCAAAAACCUUCACCACAGCCAACACCGGGCUGGUACGCGAGAGAGCCACGCAGUAUCAAAGGAUCGUGAAUAAGGACAAUAGGUACACCGAGUCUACGACCUCCAUGUCUACCACCUCCUCGGAGGGCUACGACGAAGGAUUAGGCGAGGAGAAAGUUUACAAAGACAGAUCACAUUCCGAGAAGAUUCCUUCUAUUAAGUCAGACUUCAGCCCGCCGAGUUCCGAUGAUCCUGAAUACGGCCACGGCGAAGCUAUGGCUGACGAGUACUCGUUAAGCUCGAGCGACGAGUGUCAACGCUCCAGCUCCGUGCAACACAUGCAAAGUUCGUCGAGCAUGUCCAAGUCUGGAACACUCCCAAAAUCUACUCUGCGCUCUGUACUUCUUACCAUCGAAGAUCCCGCGUUCGCCGCUGCCGCGGCUACCUCGACCACCCUGAUAGACGACGAGACCUCGCCCGUCGAUAGUCUUUUCGACAGUCUUACAGCCAGUAUUACUCAGUCGGAUACAAAAGCUCCGAAGAAGGAACACGCGAUGGAACAAUCUGGGACUGGCAUAGACGACGAUAGCCCUGGCACGCCGACGAACGCCUCGAAUUCGCUAAGCUUGUCGGAAGGCAGAGAAUACUUUGACGACGAGAUCGCUGAUCAACCAGGGCUUGUUUUCGACGACAAUUCGAGGGCUGGCGCCGAAACGCAAUCCGCUGUGACUAGUCAAGCUGUCACAGAGAACAGUCACACCCUGGUCGAGUCCAGUCCUAAAACAGGCGCAGGACAUGGAAAACAUGCAACUAAUAGUCCUCACCACGUCAAACGAAUAAGUCGAGCUGGCAGUGUCGACACUUUAUCUCCUUGCGAAUCUAUUGCUUCUGAUGAUUUGAUAUUGGAUUAUGAACACAGCGAUGCAAGCUCUUACGAAGAAAAUCAACAUCGAGUGGAGACGAGCAAGCCGUUGCAAGAUAUGGAUAAUGCUACAAUCCUGUCCGAAUUGGAAGCCCAAGGUGAGGAAGUGAUGAGGCAGUGGAGUUCUUUAUUGAGUACAUGUCAAUCGCUACAGCAGACUAAUGAUUCCAACACGAUUAACAACAACGUGAGUGAUGGAUCGGCCAAUAAUAAUAAUCAGCCAGCCAACGAAAUA
Heterotrigona itama is the source of this 4129-nucleotide messenger RNA. NCBI's taxonomy places the organism in Eukaryota, Metazoa, Arthropoda, Insecta, Hymenoptera, Apidae. The record is from the annotation of a GenBank genome assembly.